GAGGCAAGUCAUCAGUUUCUCCAUAAGUAUCCUUCAUUCCUGUCAAUAUAUUAUAUAUGUGUCUGAUUGUUCUAAACACUGUCGUAUUCAACUAGUAUUGCUGGUCGUUUUAGAAAAUGGUUACCGAGACAAAAACGGUAUCGAAGAACGAGGACAGCUUAAUGAUAAAUAUGCGAUUAAUGAAAAAAACUGGAUUCUAUCAAUUAUUGGAUUCGCGCAGUCUAAAAGUGUUUGGCCACAACGUAUUCAAAUGCAUGUCCGUGGUUCAAAUGUCGGUCCUUUUGUCGGUGGCUGUUAUAUUUGUUGCAAACAUAUAUUAUUUUUCGGACGACAUCAAUACAGUAAUGAUGUAUUCGAUUUUAAUUACAUCCGAUGCGCUCUCGAUGUUAAAACUCUAUUACAUACUACAACAUUCAGAUACGAUAUGGAACUGCACACAUAUGACGUCUAUCGACGACUUGUGUUACAGGUAUCACGAUAGGCGUAUACUCGAAGAGGGCCGAUCGAAGUCUACAUCGUAUUCGAUACUGAUUAUGUUUAUGUGGUUGAAUCUCGUGGUAUCUUGGUCAUUGGGUCCGCUGUUUGCAACAAAUUAUUUUUUAAUCGCAGAACACAAAGACGUGAUUUACCGUUACCGUUUCAACAUACUGAAUUUCGUAUUCCCGGCAACCGAUCGAUUCUACAACGACAAUUUCAUGAUUUAUUACGGGAUAGAAUUUAUCACGCUAGUGCUAUGGUGCCAAUGCACAAUGAAUUUCGAUGUAUUAAUGCUGUCGAUGAAUAUUACGUUCAAGUAUCAGUUGAAAACUAUUGCGAAUUCUUUCAGUGCAUUCAAUUUCACACGAUAUAAUGACUUUAAGAAUAAUCGUACAAAAAAUGUUAAACAUCACAAAGAAUCAGAAUCGAUGUUUGAUUUCAAGAGUUUGAUUUACGACCAACAGCGUGUUAUUGAAAACAUGAGAGACAUUUACCAAGUAUUUCGACCUGUGGUACUUACUCAACUAGCUUCCGAGUCUUUAAUAAUAAUGCUACUGUCCUGUAUCAUAAUGCUGAACUACUUUAAUGGUAUUUCAUUGUUAUCUGCGUUGAACUUGAGAAUAUUUGCAGCGAUAUCGACGUUUUUAUUUCACAUAUAUGUUAUCUGCUACUUAUUCGACAACGUCAACGAACAAAAAGAUUCGAUGAAUCUUGCUUUGUACAGCAGUGAUUGGACGACAAGCGAUCUACAACAUAAAAUUCUACUACUUCAGGCCAUGCGGAUGAAUAACGCCGAAAAUCUGAGACUACAAGUGACGAGAAAUGAAAUAGUAAAUUUUCAAAUGUUUACAUAUAUCAUGCGGACAACGUAUUCGAUAUUAUCGGUGUUGGAAAAAAUGUGUGCAAACGAGACGUAAACUAUAAUAUUAUGAUGAAACUCGUAGUGGGCGUUGAAUUCGAACGUUUAAAAACAAUAGAAAAUAUUAUAUUGUUAUAAUAAUAAUAUAGUCUAUAGAAUUCAGAAUGAACACAUAAAAUAGAAUUAGAUUGAAUGUAUAAAUCCUGUUUACCGUUUGACAUUUUGAAUGUGUAAUUCGUAUUUUUUCAAUCAAAAUAAUGCCAAUUACGAGCACAGCUGGGUUUCAAUGAUAAUUGUUUGUGUAUUUCAUUUACGAUAAUAUAUUAAUAUUGUUGUUGAUGAUUGCAAUAAAGCUAUU
Metopolophium dirhodum (rose-grain aphid) is the source of this 1694-nucleotide messenger RNA. RefSeq lists its product as uncharacterized. Gene Ontology annotation, molecular function: olfactory receptor activity; odorant binding. NCBI's taxonomy places the organism in Eukaryota, Metazoa, Arthropoda, Insecta, Hemiptera, Aphididae. Gene Ontology annotation, cellular component: plasma membrane. The coding region runs from base 117 to 1394 and encodes 425 amino acids. The transcript is spliced from 7 exons. Gene Ontology annotation, biological process: detection of chemical stimulus involved in sensory perception of smell; sensory perception of smell. The record is from RefSeq and is a predicted model, not a curated record.